GCGUCAAUUGAAGUGGCGGUGCAAUUCGAAAAAUUUCAGGGCAAGACAGACAAGACAAGACAGGACAGCAAAGGGUUAAGCUAAUGGCCGAGACGAAGUCGGCGACGCACCCUCGGCUUGCCGGACUGACGCAACUUGGUGUAAGCGGUGGAGGAGGAGCGGCCCCGAGCCCCUCGGCGGUGAACUCGUAUCGUGUUUCCUCUGUCAUUGAUCUUUUAUACCGUCAUGUCCAAGGCAUCCGCAAAAGCGACCACAACGAGUUCUUCAAUCUCUGCAUUGCCCUCGCUAGAAGCAUUGAUUUUGCCAUUGCGUAUAACGAGGUUCCAAGCAGAGCUACAGAGUUGCCUUUACUUCUAAAGCAGUUGUGCCAAGAUACAAAAGAUAUCUACCUGAAAGCAGCAGUUAUGGUCUUGAUGAUUUCCAUCAAGAGUGCUUGUCGAAGUGGGUGGUUUCCUAUUGAAGAUUCUGAAGAACUUAACAAUGUUACAAAGGAGGUUGCUAGUAGUUUUUCUGUUGCAGAAUUUAGCACUGUUCCAAGCAGCUCUCAUCCUGUUGUGUCAACUGUCAUGGCGAGAUUCUAUCCCAAAUUGAGGAUGGGGCAUGUAUUUGCUUUUAUUGAAGUCAAGCCUGGAUUUGAUGUAUAUGUGGCUGAUUUCCAGCUCUCAAAGGAUUUUAAGCCUUCUCCGGGAGAUAAAAUUAGUUUAUUUGUUGCCCAAACAGAUAAUAUCGAGACAUCAGCCUGCCUUGUUAGUCCUGCCAAAGUAAACUUUCUCUUGAAUGGAAAAGGAGUAGAGAGAAGGAUUAAUAGUAACGUGGACCCAGGGCCGCAAAUUCCAACAGUUGUAAAUAGUUUUCUGAAGUAUGGGACAAAUUUUCUCCAAGCUGUGGGAGAUUUUAAUGGAAAUCAUAUUGUUGCAGUUGCUAUCAUGAAACAGAACUCAAACACUGAUAUUAGUGCCCUGCAAGAUCAUGAGGAGCAGCCUAAAGCUGUUGAUUCAGAUUCUGAUAUACUUGAGGGGGCAUCAAGGAUAUCACUGAUCUGUCCUAUUAGCCACCAGCGUAUUGUGACUCCUGUAAAAGGACACUUAUGCAAUCAUAUGCAGUGUUUUGAUUACAACAGCUAUGUAGAGAUCAAUUCAAGAAAACCUUCAUGGCGCUGCCCAUGUUGUAAUCAGCACGCCUGCUUCACUGAAAUCCGCAUUGACCAAAAAAUGGUCAAGAUCUUGCAAGAGGUUGCGCCAAACAUCUCCAACAUAAUUAUCUCCUCUGAUGGUUCGUGGAAUGCAGUCACGGGAAGUGAUGAUACAGUGGAAAAGCCACGGAUCGAUAUUCCCAGCUUAGGAGAGGAUGAGCCUCCAAAAGGACCACAACCUCCUGAUAUAUUGGACCUAACGCAGAUUGAUGAUGCAGUGGAUCUUACUAAAACUGGCGGAACUGAAGACAUGAAAAAUGUUGUCCAUCGUCAAGUUGUUAGCCAGAAUACAGGUCAUGCCAAUGCUCAAGCUCAACCUAAUGCACAGCAUCAAUUUGGAAAUCCAUCUGCGAGUAAUGAAUUUGGAAGGCCCCCGUGGGUGAUGCCCGGCCAUGUAACCCAAAUACCAGCUCCAGUUCAAGACCCGAAUUCUGGCAUCCAUCAAAGUUCUAGAAAUGGGGAUAAUAAUUUUAUCCCGAGUACUUUGCCAGCAAUUUCACAGACCAGUGCCACAGGAAUUCCUGUUCCCCUCUCAUCUCUGGCCGUCCAACAAACCUUGAGACAAGCUAUGGAGUCUUUCAGCCAAAACAAUUUUCUGCCAGCCCGGUCAUCAUCCCCUGCUGCCUCAAUCAUGCCGACAACACACAGCACACCAUCCCCGACUCCUAUGUACCAACAGAAUUUUAGAAAUAGUUUCUCCACAGCUUCACAACCCACUCCUGCUGCGCCCAUUAUCACCUCAGCACCUCAUGCAAAUCCUAGGCAUGCUUCAUCAGUUAAUCUGCCUCCAUAUCCGCAGCAGCACGUGCAGCAAAAUCCAUUCCAACUUCAGUUGAUUGCAGCUGCCAACCGAACUGCACAGAUGUCUGCUGGGAUGAUGAGAGGCUCUCCCUCCUUCCCAAGAAAUUUGGAGACGCCUAAUUUGCCGUCACCAGAAGAUCUUAGGGCCACUACUUUAACAGCAUCACAACCUGCCAACACCAGGACUGAAACAUAUGAUCCCAAUGAUCGGAACUGGCGACCUACAGCCAGGAUGCGUGGGGCCCUAUCUGGCCAAGCUUAUGCCGAUGCCCUGUACCAGCAUAUUACCCUGGCGAGGCAGCAAGUUCAAGCACCUAGGGCAAUUCCCAAUACGUUCUACCAUCAAACUAAUGCCCCCGCGCAAGUGCAAACCUCUGCCGGUGUUUCUCAGGCUGUUGAACCUAGCGAUACCAUUUUAAUACCGGAUCCUUUUGUUGACUCAAACGGGAUGCUCUGAUUAGUAAAAUCUCCGGGUAUGGCGCUCUCCCCUCAAACUCUCUAGUUCUGUAAUAUUUCUUUACUUUCCGUUGAUAAUUUAGAUGAAAUUACUGAUGCUGCAUGGGAGGGCAUGAAUUGAAAUCUCACUUCGUUCAUAUUUGAGAAAGAUUAGUGGCAGAGAACUCUACUUUUGCCAAUUAAAUCUUUUCAUUUUGGCCAAUCUGUCUCUAUAUAUAUAUAUAUAUAUAUAUAUGUAUGUUUGUCUGUAUGUAUGUAGCUAAUCUCAAAUUCUAUCAAUUUGUCAUAUUUGAAUUAGCAAUUUAAGU
This is a messenger RNA of Andrographis paniculata, 2757 nucleotides long. Its product is annotated as E4 SUMO-protein ligase PIAL2. Gene Ontology annotation, biological process: protein sumoylation. NCBI's taxonomy places the organism in Eukaryota, Viridiplantae, Streptophyta, Magnoliopsida, Lamiales, Acanthaceae. The transcript is spliced from 17 exons. The record is from RefSeq and is a predicted model, not a curated record. Gene Ontology annotation, molecular function: SUMO ligase activity; zinc ion binding. Bases 84 to 2450 code for a protein of 788 amino acids.